AUGGUGAGUCUUUGUCUCCUUAUUUAUUUCUCUUUCUUGCUCAGGGCUCGCAAAUCUUUCUCCCAAAUAAGAACAGUGAUGGGCAAACUCCCCAAAACCACUCGACUGUAAAUUGUUCUGACGUUGAUGAGUUUAUGAAUCACUUCUGGAGGCAGGGGAAAGCUCCAAUAGUUCCUUCCCAGCUUGUUACAUUGGUGCCACAGACAUGAUUUCAUGGCCACAUGGGGAAUGUGGUUUCAGCCAUGCUGGAGGGCCACACACACAUCCUUAUCGUGCCCCCCAUCCCAUGCCUAGGUGAAGACCCCUUGAAUGCAGGAAACAGUCUACCUUAACUUCUGUUGUUGUUUUUCCGCACAGCAUUCUUGACAUGCUUCUCCUUUUAUGCUUCCUUCCAACAGUCCUUGGUCCAGUCCAGAAAAGCUGGUAUCACAUCAGCACUCGCAUCAAGCACUUUAAACAAUGAAGAGCUAGUAAGUGUCCCAGUUCCUCCUUUUUUAUACACAUAUAUGCUCUUGGGUGGUUCUUUUGUGUUAGGAGAACUUGUCCUGGUGAAGGAAUGGGUUUCUGUGCAGUCAGUCUGAAACGGGACCCAAAAUCCACAUUUUUCCUCCUCCAAGGGAGCAUUUCUAAAAUGCAUUAACUUGAGCACUUGAGUCAAUGUAUAAACAGAAAGACGGCUGUAUAAACAAGUGCUCAAAGCCCUCUCCUUUAUCAGUCCGUGACGGCAAUGGAUGGCCUUGCCAGUUCCGAGUGGAGCAGGGAUGGCACGUCUGGGUCUUAUCUUACAUCCUGACCACAAAGACGCACAGACCUUGUCAGGUCUGACAAGAGACCCGGGAAUGGUGCCAGGAAUGUUCUCAGAGUUGAUGACCUCCUGCCCCAAGAUAAGAGUAUAGGAACAGGAACAACCUUUUAUGGUCAAGAGUACCAUUCGACUCCCGGAACCGUUCAAAAACCAAGGUGCGGCUUCCGAUUGGCUGCAGGAGCAGCCAAUCGGAAGCUACGAUGGACGUUUGGCUUCCAAAAAUUGUUCAAAAACCAGAACACUCACUUCCGGGUGUCGAUCGUCCAGGAGCCGAUUUGUUUGGGAGCCAAGGCGUUUGAGAUCCAAGGUAUGACUGUAUUCACUAAACCAUUUCCGUUCUUUUAUAAAGAGUCGAGAGAGUGUGUCACACAGCCAGAUCCCGAGCGUGUGAUUUUCGUUGUCUCCCUCCAGAAAAACCAUGUUUACAAGAAGACCCUCCAAGCCUUAAUCUACCCCAUCUCUUGCACAACCCCCCACAACUUCGAGGUGUGGACCGCCACAACGCCCACCUACUGUUACGAGUGCGAGGGUCUGCUCUGGGGCAUUGCGCGCCAAGGCAUGCGGUGUACAGAAUGCGGAGUCAAGUGCCACGAGAAGUGUCAAGACCUGCUCAACGCCGACUGCUUGCAAAGUGAGGAGGGGGUGCCUUGUUCUCUUGGGUUUGUCCUGGGGUCGGAGGCUGUAGAGUUCUGUCUGAACUGAGAGCAAUAAAAUACACAGCUUACGUUUCCAAAAUCUGCAGCUUCUCACCAUUGAUAGUCGCAAAGCAUUUUGCCCCGCAGUUAGCAAAGGCGAUCUGCCAAUAAAAAUAAUACAAUGUCUUUUUUUAUUACCAUCAUUGUAUUAUUAUUAUUAUUAUUAUUAUUAUUAUUAUUAUUAAAAGAUCAUAAUGAGAGUCUCCUAGAUUAGGCCAAUGCUGUAUCUAGAUGGGUGGCGCUGUGGUCUAAACUACAGAGCCUCUUGGGCUUGCCGAUCAGAAGGUCGGCGGUUCGAAUCCCCGCGACAGGGUGAGCUCCCGUUGCUCGGUCCCUGCUCCUGCCAACCUAGCAGUUCGAAAGCACAUCAAAGUGCAAGUAGAUAAACUCUGGCGGGAAGGUAAACGGCGUUUCCGUGCGCUGCUCUGGUUCGCCAGAAGUGGCUUAGUCCUGCUGGCCACAUGACCCGGAAGCUGUACGCCGGCUCCCUCGGCCACUAAAGCGAGAUGAGCACCGCAACCCCAGAGUCGUCUACGACUGGACUUAAUGGUCAGGGGUCCCUUUACCUUUACCUUUAGUCCUAACUUAGAGUACACCCCCCCUUCCCAUUGAAACCAACGGGCAGGACCAAAACAUGCACACUUGUUUCAACGAAUCUGCUCUGUUGUUGUUUAGUGGUUUAGUCGUGUCCGCCUCUUCGUGACCCCCUGGACCAGAGCACACCAGGCCCUCCUGUCUUCCACUGCCUCCCGCAGUUUGGUCAAACUCAUGUUUGUAGCUUUGAGAACACUGUCCCACCAUCUCGUCCUCUGUUGUCCCCUUCUCCUUGUGACCUCCAUCUUUCCCAACAUCAGGGUCUUUUCCAGGGAGUCUUCUCUUCUCAUGAGGUGGCCAAAGUAUUGGAGCCUCAGCUUCACGAUCUGUCCUUCUAGUGAGCACUCAGGGCUGAUUUCCUUAAGAAUGGAUAGGUUUGAUCUUCUUAGGCACAACCUAUUGUUCUGCUGUGUAACAGCUCUUCCCGCUUCUAUGAAAUGUAAAACAGGUUUCCUAAUGCGUGGAAUAAUCAGAAUGCAUUGCAGUGACCCAUCCACAGCAAAUUUCUCUCUCUCUGUCCAGGGGCGGCUGAGAAAAGUUCCAAGCAUGGGGCCGAAGACCGCACACAGAAUAUUAUCAUGGUGCUGAAAGAUCGUAUGAAGAUCCGGGAGCGCAAUAAGCCCGAGAUCUUUGAGCUGAUCCAAGAGAUCUUUGCCGUCUCCAAGACCACUCACACCCAGCAGAUGAAAGCUGUGAAGCAGAGUGUUCUGGAUGGGACCUCAAAGUGGUCUGCAAAGAUCAGCAUUACAGGUACGUCAAGCCAGUGGCCGUUUAUACAGACAGGCAUGUAGAUAUGCGCAAACACAGAGAGCCAGAUGAGCAUAGAGAAAUCUUCUUUGGUGAUCCCUUGUAGCCCAGUAAUAUAAUAAUAAUAAUAAAUUUUUAUUUAUACCCCGCUUGGACCACUGCAAUGAGCUUUAUGUGGGGCUACCUUUGAAGGUGUCCCGGAAACUGCAAUUAAUCCAGAAUGCGGCAGCUAGACUGGGGACUGGGAGUGGAGACCACAUAACACCGGUCCUGAGAGAUCUGCAUUGGCUCCCAGUACGUUUCCAAGCACAAUUCAAAGUGUUGGUGCUGACCUUGAAAGCCCUAAACGGCCUCGGUCCAGUAUACCUGAAGGAGCGUCUCCACCCCUAUCAUUCUGCCCAGACACCUGGGUCCAUCUCCGAGGGCCUUCUGGCUGUUCCAUCAUUGCGAGAAGUGAGGUUACAGGGAACCAGACAGAGGGCCUUCUCGGUGGUGGCGCCCACCCUGUGGAACACUCUCCCUUCAGAUGUGAAGGAAAUAAGCAGCUAUCUUAUCUUUAAAAGACAUCUGAAGGCAGCCCUGUUCAGGGAAGUUUUUAAUAUUUAAUGCUAUACUGUUUUUAACACUUGAUUGGGAGCCGCCCAGAGUGGCUGGGGAAACUCAGCCAGUUGGGUGGGGUAUAAAUAAUAAAUUAUUAUUGUUGUUUCCACCCUCAUUUUUCUCUCUUUGUGUUUUGUGGCUGUUUUUUGGGGGGUCACCCCCGGCCGUGGGUGCGCAUGAAACCCAUUGAAACGGCACUCGGCUGCGCAUGGGAUCGCUCGACCAGUGGUUUGCGCGCAAGGGCUGCAGGCGAAGGACAAGACCGGGUCCAGCGACCCGUACGUCACCGUCCAGGUCGGGAAGACGAAAAAGAGGACCAAAACCAUCUACGGCAACCUGAACCCGAUCUGGGAGGAGAACUUCCACUUGUGAGUUGAUAUCCCGGGGUCCUCAUCUCUGUUAUUGUUGUUGUGUAGUCGUUUAGUCGUGUCCGCCUCUUUGUGACCCCCUGGACCAGAGCACGCCAGGCCCUCCUGUCUUCCACUGCCUCCCGCAGUUUGGUCAAACUCAUGUUCGUAGCUUCGAGAACACUGUCCCACCAUCUCGUCCUCUGUCGUCCCCUUCGCCUUGUGCCCUCCAUCUUUCCCAACAUCAGGGUCUUUUCCAGGGAGUCUUCUCUUCUCCUGAGAUGGCCAAAGUCUUGGAGCCUCAGCUUCAGGAUCUGUCCUUCCAGUGAGCACUCAGGGCUGAUUUCCUUCAGAAUGGAGAGGUUUGAUCUUCUUGCAGUCCAUGGGACUCUCAAGAGUCUCCUCCAGCACCAGAAUUCAAAAGCAUCCAUUCUUUGGUGAUCAGCCUUCUUUACGGUCCAGCUCUCACUUCCAUACAUCACUACGGGGAAAACCAUAGCUUGAACUAUACGGACCUUUGUUGGCAAAGGUCUCGUCUCUACCAUAUAGCAAAUCAUAUAGCAAAUCAUAUAGCAAAUCUGGGGUUCCCAAACUGCAGUCCGUAGACUGCCGGCAGGUCCACAGGCUUCAUUCAAGGAGCCCAUGCUUACAGUUCAAAUUAAUUAGGCUUCUAUGGCAUGCAGGAUGUGAUGCAAUAUAAGAAAUAAAAGAAGCAACAGAAAAUGCCAUGAAGAUCCAGACAGCAUCUAGCUGGUCCACUGAGACUGUCAGCAAUUUUCAAAAGGUCUAUCAGUCAGUGGAAGUUUGGAGAUCGCUCAGUUAGAUGCAGCAAGAGAUGAACCUUUCACCCAGUGUGGCAAAGUGGUUAGAGCGUCAGACUAGGACCUGGAGGUAAAAGGUAAAGGGACGCCUGACCAUUAGGUCCAGUUGUGGCCAACUCUGUGGUUGCGGCGCUCAUCUCGCUUUAUUGGCUGAGGGAGCCGGCGUACAGCUUUCGGGUAAUGUGGCCAGCAUGACUAAGCCGCUUCUGGCGAACCAGAGCAGCGCACGGAAACCCCGUUUACCUUCCCGCCACUGUUGUCUGAUCUUAUGGUGUUUAGUGUCACUGGCUUUGGCCGCAAUAAACUUGAACUUGAACCUUCCCGCCAGAGCGGUACCUAUUUAUCUACUUGCACUCUGAGGUGCUUUCGAACUGCUAGGUGGGCAGGAGCAGAGACUGAGCAACGGGAGCUCACCCCGUCAUUGCAGGGAUUCGAACCGCUGACCAUACUAUCGGCAAGUCCUAGGCACUGAGGUUUUACCCACAGCGCCACCCGCGUCCCUUAGGACCUGGAGACCAGGGUUCAAAUCUUCACUUGGCCACAAAGCUCACUGGGCAGUCUUGGGGCAGGCACUGUCCUUUAGCCUGACCUACCUCGCAGGGUUAGGGAUGCGGGUGGCGCUGUGUUGUUAAACCACAGAGCCUAGGACUUGCCGAUCAGAAGGUCGGCGGUUCGAAUCCCUGCGAAAGGGUGAGCUCCCGUUGCUCGGUCCCAGCUCCUGCCCACCUAGCAGUUCGAAAGCACAAAGUGCAAGUAGAUAAAUAGGUACCACUCCAGCGGGAAGGAAAACGGCGUUUCCAUGCGCUGCUCUGGCCUAAUGGUCAGGGGUCCCUUUACCUUUACCUUGCAGGGUUAUUGUGGGGCGUAAAGCCACGGAGGGGUGGGGAAGAACCACACACCCCACCGUGAUCUCCCCGGAGAAUAAGUUUUGCGGGGGGGACUCCGGGAACCGUAGCCCUGCGAGCUGAAGAUCUCAAACAGCUCUCGUUCGUGACAUUCCCUUCUUCUCCCGCAACAACAGUGAAUGCCAUAACUCCUCCGAUCGAAUCAAGGUGCGUGUCUGGGACGAAGACGACGACAUCAAGUCUAGGGUGAAGCAGCGCUUUAAGAGGGAAUCCGACGACUUCCUGGGCCAGACGAUCAUCGAGGUGCGGACGUUGAGCGGGGAGAUGGACGUCUGGUACAAUUUGGGUAAGCGACUGCGAAGGCGGCAGGGGCAGUCCCCUGAACUGUUGAGUCCCAAGACCCUGGGGGUAUUGUACUCCUACUGCCAGCGGACUACAGACUGCGUGUGAUCGAGAUCGCAAGUCACUGUGUGCAUUAUCCCAUAAUCUUUGCUUUAACGUCUUUAGGGUGCCUUCAUAACCCAGGUAAUAGAGUUGGGGGGGGGGUGACAGACCAAUAGAGGUGGCUUUUUUAGCCAUGGUUUUCUGCCAUUUGCUGGUCAGGUGUUGGUACAAACCCUUCCCUAGAUCAAACCCUGAAAUCCUGAGCCCAUGUUUUAGGGCAGCCCACCACGCUUUGGUUGAAAUUGGGUAUUCACCAGCUUCUAACAGAAGUAUGGAGUUGGGGACACAGUUGGGUACCUGCAGCAGAGAUCGUAGAAAUUUUGCCUGAAAGCCAUCAUUAUCAGGCAACUCGUUCUCUGCACACCUGCGCGACAUAACUGACCUUUCUCCAGACACGAUGCCUGCUACCAAAUUCUCCCCUGGACUGUUUCAGAUAAGCGGACGGACAAAUCGGCCGUCUCUGGGGCGAUCCGGCUGCACAUCAGUGUGGAGAUCAAAGGCGAGGAGAAAGUGGCGCCGUAUCAUGUGCAAUACACCUGCCUACAUGAGGUAAGUAGGGUACACGAGGCCUUGAUGCCCGUGCUGUUCUGGGACAGAUCCACACCCACGCAGCUAGGAACCAGUGCUUUGCACAGGCCCUCUGUAAUCUGCCAGGGGUGUGUGGGUGUGUGUUGUCCUUUCCUGGACCCAAAGUGCAGAAAAACCUUCCCCUCCCUGGAAUUGGGUCCUGAAUUAGUCCAGAAGACAGGGCUGAUGUUUUCGUUUGGCCGUCGGAAACAGUGUCCGGCCGGAAAAUCGCUGAAAUGUCUGGGAAAAUCUGGACGUAUGACAACCCAUUAAGCUGGGUAAUAUUGCAAGCUUCAGUUGUCAUCCCUAUACGGUGGUACCUCGGCUUACAUACGCUUCAGGUUACAGAUACUUCAGGUUACAGACUCCGCUAACCCAGAAAUAGUACCUCGGGUUAAGAACUUUGCUUCAGGAUGAGAACAGAAAUCGUGCUCCGGUGGCGGCGCAGCAGCAGGAGGCCCCAUCAGCUAAAGUGGUGCUUCAGGUUAAGAACAGUUUCAGGUUAAGAACGGACCUCCGGAAUGAAUUUAGUUCUUAACCCGAGGUACCACUGUAUACUGUUUCUGGUUGUUGUCUUCUUUGAUGAUCCCUCGUAGCCAAGUUAAGAUUGUCUUCCAUAAACACAGUUUUCACAGUGAGUCCGUAAGUUACUGUGGAGGCCAAUUCUGGAUCCACACGUCCUUCCACAGUGGGGACAGAGGUUUCCGGGCGGGAGUUGAUCACGGUGUGAAUUUGCCAAGCGUGCCUUCCUCUUAGCACGUUUCUCCCUUGCGUCCUGAGUUCGAGUGUCUUCAAAGCCCAGGACACAUUUGGUAAAGGCUGUUCUCCAACUGAAGCGCUCACAGGCCAGUGUUUCCCAGUUGUUGGUGUCUAUGCUACAAUUUUAAGUUUUGCCUUAAGAGAGUCUUUGAACCUCUUUUGUUGACCCACCAGCAUUACGCUUUCCAUUUUUAAGUUUGGAAUAGAGUAGUUGCUUUGGAAGACAAUAAUCAGGCAUUCGCACAUGACCAGUCCAACGAAGUUGAUGUUGCUUCGACACUGGUGAUCUUUGCUUCUUCCAGUACACUGGCAUUAGUUCACCUGUCUUCCCAAGUGAUGUGUAAAAAUUUUCAGAGGCACCGUUGAUGGAAUUUUCUGAGGAGUUGGAGAUGGCGUUUAUAAGUGGGACUGUUUGUAGUAUAGCCUCCUCCAUAGAUACAUGACUUUUCUGUUUUAAUUUUAACCCAUCCACCCCGCCUCUCUCAAUGUCUCGUUAGAACCUAUUCCAUUUCGUGACGGACAUCCAAAACAACGGCGUGGUGAAGAUACCCGAGGCGAAGGGCGACGACGCGUGGAAAGUGUACUUCGACGAAACUGCCCAAGAGAUUGUGGACGAGUUUGCUAUGAGAUAUGGAGUGGAGUCCAUCUAUCAGGCCAUGACGUGAGUCUCUGUGGGAAGAAUAAUAAUAAUAAUAAUAACUUAUUUAUUUUACCCCGCCCAUCAGGCUGGGUUUCCCCAGCCACUCAGGGCAGCUCCCAACAGAGUAUUAAAAACACGAUAAAACAUCAAACAUUAAAAACCUCCCUAAACAGGGCUGCCUACAGAUAUCUUCUAAAAGUCAUUUAGUUGUUUAUCUCCCUGACAUCUGGCGGGAGAGCUUUCCACAGGGCGGGCGCCACCACCGAGAAGGCCCUCUGCCUGAUUCCCUGUAACCUCGCUUCUCACAGUGAGGAAACAGUCAGAAGGCCCUCGGAGCUGGGUCUCAGUGUCCGGGCAGAACGAUGGGGGUGGAGACGCUCCUUCAGGGAUACCUGUGUAGGUCUUCUAGGUCUCUGAGGGCCUUCUGGCGGUUCUCUCCCUGCAAGAAGUGAGUUUACAGGGAACCAGGCAGAGGGCCUUCUUGGUGGUGGCACCCGUCCUGUGGAACGCCCUCCCAUCAGAAGUCAAGGAAAUAAACAACAAGUGAAGUUACAGUGAACCAAGCAGAGGGCUUCCUCCUCCUCCUCCUUCUGUAUUUUGUGUUUUAAUAUUCUGAUUUUAUGUUGUUGACUGCCCUGAGACCUGCAAGUAUAGGGCGGUACAUAAAUGUAAUAUUAUUAUUAUUAUUAUUAUUUAUUUAUACCCCGCCCAUCUGGCUGGGUCUCCCCAGCCACUCUGGGUGGCUUCCAACAAAGUAUUAAAAUACAGUGGUCUGUUAAACAUUAAAAGCUUCCUUAAACAGGGCUGCCUUCAGAUGUCUUCUAAAAGUCAGGUAGUUGUUUAUCUCCUUGACAUCUGGUGGGAGGGCGUUCCACAGGGCAGGCGCCACCACCAAGAAGGCCCUCUGCCUGGUUCCCUGCGACCCCGCUUCUCGCAGUGAGGGAACCACCAGAAGGCCCUCGGAGCUGGACCUCAGUGUCCGGGCUGGACGAUGGGGGUGGAGACGCUCCUUCUAUAAUAAUAAUAGUCCCUGUCGAAAUCUCGGGUUAUGUCCCAUUUUCUCUGUCGCAGCUGUCUUUCCCUGGGGCCAAACGCAAGGUUUCAGGCUGCUUUCCUAAAUCCCGAGUUGCGUUGACUGUGUUUCCCCCUCCUCUUUUCCUUGUUUUCAUUUUCUUCCAGGCAUUUUGCCUGCCUGUCUUCGAAAUAUAUGUGCCCCGGGGUGCCAGCAGUCAUGAGCACUCUGUUGGCCAACAUCAACGCUUAUUACGCUCAUACAACUGCCUCUACCAACGUCUCUGCCUCUGACCGUUUUGCCGCGUCCAAUUUCGGGGUAAGUCCGAUGGUGCGUAGAACACUCAUUUCUUACUUUUACUCUCUCCUUUUUCCCCUGGGGGGAGGGGGGUGCAUGGCGGUAGAGAGGACCCUACCAAAAAAAAACCAUCGCUGCAGAGUCCGAAAUUCGGCAAAAGAAGAAGCACCGGCUGUUCCUCUUCCCCAUGAAACGCUGCGACAGUUUUUGCAGACCAGGAAUCAGCAACGGCAUUUUAGCACUGGCUUUGCUUUGCGACCUUAUACCGUAUUUUUCGCUCUAUAAGAUGCACCAGACCACGAGACGCACCUAGUUUUUGGAGGAGGAAAACAAGGAAAAAAUAUUCUGAAUCUCAGAAGCCAGAACAGCAAGAGGGAUUGCUGCGCAGUGAAAGCAGCGAUCCCUCUUGCUGUUCUGGCUUCUGGGAUAGAUGCGCAGCCUGCAUUCGCUCCAUAAGACGCACACACAUUUCCCCUUACUUUUUGGGAGGGAAAAAGUGAGUCUUAUAGAGCAAAAAAUACGGUAAUCACAGGGUUUCUCCAGCAGUCGCUGUCGGACUACAACUCCCAUCACCCCUAGCUAGCGGGACCAGUGGUCAGGGAUGAUGGGGACUGUAGUCCAAAAGCGGCCAGAAACCCAAUGGGGAAGAACUAGAGGAGAAAGGGCACGCAAGACAAGGGGCUACCAAAACCAUGAUGCAGUGCGACUGGGAGCCGGCCAGUAUGAUUGGGAAACAUGGUCUAAUUUCAACUCUGCUAAAUUAAUAUAAUUUAAUAAGAGGCAAAUUGUAGGGAAUGUGACCCGGCCUGUUCUGCGGCGACUUUUUUUGUUGGGGUCCUCUGUAGAAGUGGUCACAGCCUGCAACCGGAUCGAGGCUUCCUGGCUUAGUCGACCUAAGGCGCUCGAGUUAUUAGGAAUGCUGUUCAUUUCUAAAUAUAUCGCCGUGCCUUCCUCGAAGGAGCUCAGGAUUGUGUACAUGUUUCCUCUCCCCUCGUGAACUGCGCGAUUAACCCAACGAGGUAGCCUCAACCGAAAGAUUGAAGGAAUGGGUUUCCCAAACCUAAAACUGACUGUGCAGGCAGUUUGAAACAGGCACCAAAAUCCCUAUUUUUCCUUAACUUGAGCUCUGAGUCAAUGUAUAAACAAAAACCCAGAUGUAUAAACAAGUGCUCAGAGCCCUCUCCUUUAUCAGUUCAUGACGGCAAGGAUGGCCUUGACUGUUCCAGUAGAACAGGGAUGACACGUCUAGGUCUUCUCUUACGUCCUGGACACACUCUGACGCACAGACCUAGUCUGGGAACAGAGCCAGAGUGUGUUGUUGGAGAUGGUGACCUCUUGCUCCAAGAUAAGAGUAGGAACAGGAAUACCCUUUUAUGGUCAGGAGUACAGGAAGGAAAACCCUUUUAUGGUUAAGAGUGCCGGAGCAGGAACAUAUGUGAUGUCAACCUGCAUACAUAGGCUGACGUGGUUGGAUUCCUGGGGAAGGGGGAGAGGGUGCCUGGAGGAUAUAUAUACUGCACGAAAUUUCUCAUUUCUUUGGACUUGCUGUGGACUGACCACGCAAGUGCCUUUCUGCUGCUCCAGAGAGCAGAAAUAAAGAACUCUUUCUCUGAACCAGCCCUCGGUGUCAUUUGACUUUCUUCCUCCCAACUGGGAGCAACGCAGAGCCCACCAAUCAGUAAAGUCUAAUAAGGCUACAAGAUGACACCGUUCAGAGGCCACACACCAAUGGUGGGAGUGGACAAAGGUGGAGGUGGCCACAAUCUAGGGUUGCCAUAUGUCCUCCUUUUCCAGGACAUGCCCUCUUCAGGUCUUGCUGACAUAUACAGCCUAGGACCCACGUACCUACGAGACCGCCUCUCCUGGUAUGCCCCGCGGAGGACCUUAAGGUCCACAAAUGACCAUCAAACCGCCGACCUUCCGAUCGGCAAGCCCAAGAGGCUCCAUGGUUUAGACCAUGUGGUCAUGUGGCCAGCAGGACUAAGCCGCUUCUGGCGAACCAGAGCAGCGCACAGAAACACCAUUUACCUUCCUGCCAGAGCGGUACCUAUUUAUCUACUUGCACUUUGAGGUGCUUUCGAACUGCUAGGUUGGCAGGAGCAGGGACCGAGCAACGGGAGCUCACCCCGUCAUUGCGGGGAUUCGAACUGCCGACCUUCUGAUUGGCAAGCCCUAGGCUCUGUGGUUUAACUCACAGCGCCACCCGUGUCCCCCUACAUGUAGGAGGGGUAUUUAAAAGGAGAGUUGUCACAACAGCGACCCUUAGUUUAAAGUAGAAGUCAGAAAAUGUGUCCUCUUUUUCGCUCUUCAAAACAUGGCAACCCUAUCAUAAUCCCACACCACACAUGCGAGACCCCAGAUGAGAGAUUGUCUGAGGACUUAAUGUACACCAUCUUGCGUUCCACGAUGGAAGAAAGCUUAUAAGAUAAAUGUGAAAUAAUAAUUUCCACAAAUCAAGGAGCGACGUCUGAAAUAUCUCCUUGCUUCCCUCUGGGGCUGAAGCAACUCCGAUUUUCAUGUUCAUAGAAUUCCUGGCUUUUGUUAUGAGCGAGGCAGUUCAUCCCCGGCCUCAAAAUGUUGAUAUAUAGAUUUACGAAGACGACGACUAAGUCAGGAAUGCUACAGGAAGGCGAUGGUUUGUGCCUUGCGGGAAAGGCGUGGCAAAGUCUGGAAAGGUGCCGAUCUUGAGAUCAUUUCCCCCAGUGCAACUACUGUCGCCUGCUAAGACUCAGAAGGGAUACUUAGUGAAGCGCUGUGCUAGGGAGACAUUUUGAGCCUUAUCUUGGAAAGCAUGAUGGAGAAAUUGAGCUUUCACACCAGAGACCGUAUUUUUCGCUCUAUAGGACGCACCCGACCAUAGGACGCACCUUGUUUUAGAGAAGGAGAACAAGAAAAAAAAUUCUCCCCCUCUCUGCUCAGCGCCCCUUCAGCGAAGCGGCAGGAGAAACGGAGCCCCUUCCAUUUCUCCUCCCGCUUCGCCGAAGGGGCGCUGCGCAGCUCUCCCUCUCUGCUGAAGCCAGGAGAGUCUUGCUCUCCCGGCUUCAGCUAAAGGAACCCGAAGCCUUUGGAACGCAGCGCGAGUUCCCGCUGCGCUCCAAAGGCUUCAGGCGGCUAUCUCUGAAGCCUGGAGAGCGAGAGGGGUCGGUGCGCACAGACCCCUCUCCCUCUCCAGGCUUCAGCGAAAGCAACGUGUAGCCUCCGGAGUGCGGAGGGAGGCUUCGUGUUGCUAUCGCUGAAGCCAAGCAGCCUGCAUUCGCUCCAUACGACGCACACACAUUUCCCCUUAAUUUUUGGAGGGGGAAAGGUGCGUCCUAUAGAGCGAAAAAUACAGUAGGUGGGGAGCUGUCCAGCAGUCAGAAGGGAAUCCAGUCCGGGGGUCAGGUUGCCGAACCACGUUCUGGGUUGCAACUGGUUCGGGAGCAGAGGAAAAGUUUGGAGGGCAGAAAGUUAAAGUUGAAGGGGAAGGGGAAUCUACUGGGAUGCUGGAAAUUUGCGGCGAGCUCGGCGCCUCAGUUACCGCUCAUGCUGAUGCGCCCGCUCUCACUUAAAUAA
Podarcis lilfordi (Lilford's wall lizard) is the source of this 12725-nucleotide messenger RNA. NCBI's taxonomy places the organism in Eukaryota, Metazoa, Chordata, Lepidosauria, Squamata, Lacertidae. The record is from the annotation of a GenBank genome assembly.